Messenger RNA from Biomphalaria glabrata, 9871 nucleotides. RefSeq lists its product as uncharacterized. The transcript has 2 exons. The coding region runs from base 1123 to 7674 and encodes 2183 amino acids. NCBI's taxonomy places the organism in Eukaryota, Metazoa, Mollusca, Gastropoda, Planorbidae. The record is from RefSeq and is a predicted model, not a curated record.
CACUUUCUCUACUCUAUAACAGACAGUCAUACACUUUCUCUACUCUAAUAACAGACAGUCAUACACUUUCUCUACUCUAAUAACAGACAGUCAUACACUUUCACUACUCUAAUAACAGACAGUCAUACACUUUCUCUACUCUGUAACAGUCAUGCCGAAACAUGUCGACAUAGAAACAGACUUAAAAAGAACUAAGAAACCUAAACAAGACCGUUGCUGUCAAUUGAUCAAUGAAAGAAAAGGUUUCAAGUACACACUGACCUAUGUAAAGUAGAAAACGACAUUUGAUUUUACGUCUCUCCUUUCAAAUAAAAUACUCCUACAACAUCUACACGCACAUCUACAUGAACACACACACAGGACAGCGCACACCUAUGUAUUCAUUUCCACUUGUACGUAGAUGAGCACUCUCUGUAAGUUACCUGAAGCCAGUUGCUUCAUAGACUUGCUGCCAGGAGAGUGGUUGUUCAUUGAGACCCUGGCUGAUACAUUUCUACUCUAGGCACAUCUAUCUGGAUGCGCGCUAGUUUUAUUUCCAGAGAUAAAGUUUACAUUGGUGUGAUGGUGUUAUUUCUAGUGAUAUGGUUUACAUUGGUGUGUGAUGGUGUUAUUUCUAGUGAUGUGGUUUACAUUGUUGUGUGAUGGUGUUAUUUCUAGUGAUAUGGUUUACAUUGGUGUGUGAUGGUGUUCUUUCUAGUGAUAUGGUUUACAUUGUGUGGUUUGACUAGCACAAUAUUUUCUAAUGAAUUAUUUUUGUCUUUGAAUCUUUGGCUUGCCUUGUACAGUUGACUAAAACAUACAAGUUCAAACUGGAUUGAAAUGCUAUCGUCUAAUUUAAACAUGAUCAAAAACUGAUCACAAAACAAUGUUUGAUGUGAAGAUUUUGUUCUAAAAUCAAGGAAUUGGAGAUAGAAGAAAAUAUUUUCUAUGGUUACAAUUAAUGUAAGUCGUCCUCCCCUCAUGGAAUUAAAUAAUAAUGUUACACAAAUACAAUCAACACAAUCCUAUCGGGGGUGAGAGUGAGGGAAAAUAACAAACGGAAGAACGUUUCAACCUGAAAUGGAAGUUUGCCGGACUCACAACGUCUAAGUGUCCAUUGGUCACAGCUGAUGGUGUUUAGAAAUGAAGAAACUUGCCAUGAACUUUCUGAAGACCGCUGACGAGAAGCUGCGAAGUAUCGGCAAGCAUCAACCAGCUACUGUGGUACAGACGCAAAAUUUCACAUUUUACAAAAGUCCACCAAUCCAAGAGGAGGAGAAACGUCAAUCAAAGCAGAAGGAAGUGACGCAACAAGACAAAACCGAAUGUCAAGCCAUAGUGACACCGUUAGAUACAAGCACUAAAGAGUCCAGCGCCAUGUCCAGCCGCGCUAUAGCCAGAGGUCUCAGAGAGCGAAACACUGUACGCGGGGCGGAUGAACUGGAGAGAGCCGAAAUCAAAAGAAGGUCCCGGAGCGAGGGGCCAAACAGGAGGGUUCGUCAGUCUAUGGAUGAGAGAGAGGGCGGUAAAAAACAAACAUACGAUGGAGGUGGACGAUACAGGCGCGAGUUGGACUCACCAGAUUCAGACGACAGUGAUGACGUAAUGAGACCAGCUGCCCACGAGUCAGACAGCGAAAGUGAUAGAGAGAAAUGGACCAAGAACCCAUUAAUUGUUAGACGAGUGAAAAGGUCUGACAAGAAAGAAGGUGAAAAACGUUACAGUGGCGCUGAAAAAAGCAGCCAUUUUAAAAACAACGAAUCGUAUUUCCAAGAUCCUAACGGAAGCGGUGGUAGUCAAGGGGGAAGUAAUUCUGGUUCUAGAGAUAGCGGAAGAGGAAAUAGCAAGUACCAAAAGUUAGAAGAAAUGCGAAAACGUAGACUUAAUUUAUCUGUCACUUCAGAUGAAGAAUCUACACCAGCAUCCAGAAUCUCCAGACUACGACAGAGAGCUAUACAAAGUGGUCUUGGGGAACAAACUCAGACAAGUCUCCAUCCUAUCCGGCCCGUUGAUGUUAGCCAGUACGAUAACGUUAAAAUCCUUCGUCAACAAAAUCAGAACAAUGCUGUAAGCCUUCUACAGAAGAAUGUAUCCAACAGUUCGAAAUCCAAUCCUCCCCAGCACACAGCAGUGAAACAGCUUUCAGCCAAUGAAUCCAAAUCAUUUCUCCAGUCGGCACAAAAUCAAAAGUCAGUUUUCAGCAACGUACAAAACCAGACUCCAUCUGGUCAGACACCAGUCUACCAGCAAGCCGGAGUUGUGCAUAGACACUCUUUCACUCAGCCCACUUCAAAGCAAGCUCCGGCCAGACCUCCCCCUCCUAACAUUUCAGGAACCCGACAGUCUUUGUAUUCAGUUCAAGAUACAAACCGCGCUCUCUACAACAGUUCUCCCGAAGUAACAGUUCGUAAGUUUUCAACUCAAGUUCGGAUUCCUUCAGCUGAUUCAAUUCUUGAGUCGAAUCCUCCAAUGAACUCAAGGGUGACAAAUCAGAACAUUUCAUAUACACAAAAUACUGGCGCUUCCCAGGCAGCGCCAAAGUCUCAAUUUAAUGAGGUGGUUGAGUUGAGGCUCAAAAACUUUCGCACCGAUAAAAUGAGAGCGCAGCAAAAACCUUCUAAAUCCGAAUUGAUCCAAGCUGAUAAGUAUGGGAUGAGUGAGGACUCGCUAGACGAGUUGAUCGAAUCAAACAUUCAAUAUUUGGACAGUGAAUUAGACAAAGAAAAGGCUAAAAGGAAUUCUCAAGUUGUGUCCAGAUCGUCCAGUUUACCAGAUCCUAGAAGAAUGACAACGAAUGCUUCAUCUGGCCCAACUCUUCAAGAACCACGAUCUUUUCAAGUUCAGGCUAGUACCAGCAUUCAGUUUCAUGUUUCCUUGCCUAUUGACAGUCGUAAUGACAACCAAUCCGGACCACCUCUAAUUAAGAUCGCACCAUCCAAUAGCAUCGACUAUCACACGCGUGACAAUCAGUUUCGUUCACAGCCUGAUGUCGUUCCCAGAAAAUAUUCCUAUGACAGUCAUGCCAAGACAUCCAGACCAAAUAGUGAAUAUUUUGAUCGAGACGACCUGUCCAAAUCUGACAGCCAGCUGAAUGCACAGGUCGUUAUACCAAGUUAUAUGGGGAACAAUCUUCAUCCUAACCAAGCUUACGCCCGUGGGUGUAUGAGUGAUAUGAAUCUAAGGUCCGAUGUGGCGAGUUCUUUACAAGUCCCAUUAAGUGAAAAAGGAAUGUUUUCCGAUGUUGAGUAUGACAUUGAAGUGUCUGAGCGUGUGAAGAAAUGGGAAACGUACAUGAAGGUACAGGACUUAUCAAAUGAAAAGAAAAAUGCGAACCUUACAACAAUACAAGAAAACAAUGAAAUUGAAGCACUGAUGCUUCCCAGUGAAGUCCGAAAGUCUGUCUUAUUAAAUAAACAAGGAGAGUAUGGAAUGUAUCCUAAAGAAACCAAACCUUCGCUGCUAACCAAACCUAGAAACUUCAGCUCUGACACGUCUAUUAAUAAAAGUAGUGAUUCGCCAAAACUGUUUUCUGUAGAAACCAAUGCCCAUAGGUUUUUCCAGGUCAUUCAAGACCCACAAACACAACCUAAAUUAGGAGCACACUCACAUAGUAUCAGCUCUAUCUUGCGAGCCCCAAUUACGAUAAACGCAAAUAAAAAUUUCAUGAGUGCAAAAGAACUUCACCAAUACAUGUUGGCUAAUCGCCAAAGUGCCCUGCCUGCUACAAGUGGUCCAAUGAUAGCUUCUAGUCAGGCAGUGAUUCAUUACGCACCUGGCUACAGUCCUUCAUCGUCUCAGGAUGAAUCAUCGUCUCUUACCAAAAGGUCUCCUGUGUUAAAGCAAAGGGACUCGUUGAAACGUGUUUCCAGAUAUCAGGAUGAACUGGAGGAGAUUAGCAACGUUAAAUCGGAUUCUGUCAUAAGUUUACGUCGACGUUUUGAUACAGAUUCUGCCACAGUGACGUCAGAGGAUGAUCAAAAGUCGGUCUCCACUGUCUCCGCUAGACUAAGCCGACCUUCUCAGAAUGAUUCCGAGUCAUCUGAUUGGACUAAAAUGAUACCAGGAUAUCAAAGUAAAAUCAAAGAUUUAGAUGUCUGGUCUCCUAAUCUUGAAAGUACUCAAGGAGUACCAGUCAGUAUUGAACGUGUAACCGCCAGAACUCUGCAGACGAUACCUUUUUCAGAAGAUCCUUUCUGGAAGGAAAUUGAGGAAAUGACAACCUUUGACCCUAGUACUAUGGCUGGUCAUUUAAGUUCAGGGAACGCCCAAGACAGAAGCCAUUUAAUAGAACAAGUCAAAUCCCAAUAUCAAGUGGAACUGAUUCCACCGCACAGUUCUACUUUACCCAACCAGCCCAGAAGUAAUCUCUUGUCCAACAAGGACCGAAUGCAUAGAUCCAAGUCUUUGUACACACCAAACAUCGCUCCUCUAACCAUCAAUGUGGACAAAAUGUCUAGCACUAUCAGCGCCUUAGACGAUGUACUAGAUGACAUAAGCAGAUCUUCCAUUGAGAGGAAACAGUUAAGUCCCAAGAAAAGAGCGUUUGAGACCGAGUCCACUAAGGUUGCACCGCUUGCUUCAGUUUACACUGAAGGGAAUCAGUCAGGCUAUAAGCUAGGAACAAGUCAACAUGGCUUUGUGAAACCUAACAACGAGCCUGCAACUAAAGCCUUUGAUGUAAACAGUUUCAACCAGAUUAAAACAGAGCAAGUAUCUGUGUCAAAGCAACCUUUACAGUUUUAUCAACAACAAAGGCAACAAAAUCAACAAAACGGAGGCUCUCAGCCUAACCGCCAGUCUCAGAUGUUACCAGGGGCCAACAAUAACAACUACCAGCUUGAUCCAGACUUGUUGAAACAAAAACUACUUAGCACUGGCCUAGUUGUUGAGACAGACACAGAGGAUAGCGUGCCAUCAGCAACUUACCGCAAUAGCUCAGACAUUGCUAGGUCAUCUUAUAAUGGAGCAACUUAUCCAGCCAACACACAGUUUCAUGACUCUGCACCAACCUAUAUACCGAAACCGAUAGAAAGUAAUCCACAGAUCAAAUCAUUUAUUCCUAAAGGCUCUAGCGCACUGGAUGAGAUUCAAAAAGCUCUAGAACCAUUCAGUACAUCCUAUCAGCCAGGGCCAGAAUCAUUGUAUGGCACUUCCACUCUGGAGUCAUUUAAAAGCUCAGGUUUUGAUACAACCAGGGGUCCUCAGACUAAAUCAACUGGAUGGUCUUAUCAACCCCCAGCAUUGGAAUACAAAUCCUAUCAACCCAGUAGAACAGAACGGAUGUCUUCCACAGAGCCAUCAUUAGCAAGCACAACAUCAAACACCUUGCAGAAAGUCAAUGAAUCCAUGGAUGAUUUGAAAGACUUAGCCCAGACAGUGGAGAAAAGGAUUAACAUUAUUAAAGCCAAGCUUCAGAGCGCUGAUGAAAAAAGUCUUGAUAACAUUUUAAGCUCGUUGAAAAAAUUAACCCCUGAAGUGAAGACUGGAGAAGAGGAUGUAAGUUCUUUUGAAGAUUAUUACACAAACAAAAAGUCUAAACUCUCUGAUGCUUUAUCGGAACUUGAUAGAAUUUACAAAAGUUUAGAAAUAAGUCACGAAGAAAUGGCCUCUGUAAAAGAAAGAGGAAAAUAUAAACACUAUCGACCCACUAAAUCUAGUGACUGCUUUCUGGCACCCCAACCCAAGUCUGAACAUCUCAAACCAAUGCAAACAAGAAUCUCUUCUUUCUAUAUUCCUGGACUUGACAACAGAAACAAACAAUUAGAUAAAGACACAGAAUCGGAAUUCGACAUUUUAUCAAAGUCUUUCCAAGCUAUUGUUGAUGAAGUUAAUCAGACAACAGACUUGUUUUCCAAGAACAGAGCAGACAACACGGCUCCAGAAACACAAAAGCAGACCUUUAAAAUAACUUUAAAGCCUGGAGAGUCUUCACAAUCAAGUGUAACUCCCAAAUCUAUUUCUGGAGUACACGAUCCUUAUAAUGAUUUCACUUCGAGCAAAACUAACAAGUCGCAGGAAGUUAAACCUAAAUUUGGUAGAUUUAGAUCUAAAUUACAAGAAACCGGGGAAUCAGAUCAGAAUAUUAACACAACAAUAUCUAAACUGCAAGAAACCGGGGAAUCAGAUCUAACUAUUAAGACAACAAGAUCUAAAUCUGUUCCAGAGUUACAGUCUGGAAAUUCAGAGGUAGCAGAUUCAAAAUUAGAAGAAUCAAGUUCUGGUGACAGUAUAAUAGCUACAAGUAUGUCAAACAGUGCCUUGACUAACAACACAUCUACACAACAGGCUGUCUCCAAAGGUCAGCGCAGUAGAGUCAGGCCUGUUAGAGAUAACAAAAUUAUUCAAGACGAUAGGGCAAUACGCAGGGGAAGUAAUGAAAAAAUAAUGCCUUCACCUCAACCUUCACCUAAAGUGACUAGGAAAAUAAUUUACAACAACGGUCUCGACUUAGACAAAAAGCAAAGCAACUCUUCGUCUUUCCAAGAUGUGUCAUCAGAUGGUGCAAUACUAAUUCUUCCAAAAGAACAACUGCACAAAGUCAAAGCAAUGGCUCAACUUCCAGAUAGUAAACGUCAAGAUUCUGAUCAAAACUCUGUUUCUCUGACAGUUCUGUCCCCUGCAACUCAGAAGAAGAUCCCCCCACCUACUGCAGCCAAGCCAGUCAAUCGUCCAGAAUUAAUCAAUAAUCCAAUCAAAUCUCAAAUAUUUCCUCCAUCUAAACAAGAGCUCCAGCGGGUAAAUGUCAAUCUUCAACUGAAUACAAACAAUGACAGCAGUGGCAGCAGUGGUGUGACGUUGACUUCCUCUACAGCUUCAACUGCCAGCAUCAACCUCACCCCACCAGUAUUUGAUGGAGCACCACCCAAACUUCAGCAUUCUCUCAACGCAGACUCUGAAGGCAGCCAAGGGGGUGGUCAAAGAUCCAAAAGAAAACUUGGAUUAGGAGUAGCUCUGAUGUUAGACAAGUUCAGUGCUGGUGAGGAGGGGGGAGAUCAAAUGAAGAAACGUCUGGGAACACGUAGUGCCCCAGAUCUGUGCACUUCUGGUGAUGGGCUGGAGAAAGCUGCCAGUGCUAAGAAUGAAGAUACAAAGUCUGUCUUACAAGUUCAGUUGUCAGGAAAUCAAUUAGCUAAGCCUAUCAGUUUAACUGUAUCAGAAAAGUCUCCAUUGAUGAGAACCACUACAGUGUCUUCAUUAGAAAGAAAAUUGACAGAUCCAGAGAGUAAAGGUCAUAGUUCAGGGACAUCAUCUCCAUCAUCCCCUAUUAAUAAGCCCCCACAACAUCCAUGGAAAAGAUUAUUAUCUGACCCUGACAGAGCCAUAGAGUCUACAGAAACAGCUAGCAUAGGAUCACCCAAAAUUAUUUCCAAGAUCUUCAAAACAGUCAAUGUGGAAGGUGUUGUGUCUAAAGUAUCAGAAACAAGUCCUGUUGUCCGAAGAGUUCGCCCCAGCAAUCGUAAAAUUCAAACUGAAACAGAUAACAUCAGACCACACAGUUUUCAUGAGCUUCUCUCUUAUUUUGAAACUCGGCACAAGAGAGUAGAUCAACUCAGAAAAUGUGCCUCUGCUGAUGCUGUGUACACUCAAGUCCUGGUGGAUAAAAUGUUUCAGUCUGAACCAGACCUGUCCAUAUUAGAGAAUGACCUUGGAAAGAAAAAUGUUGUCUUAAAGUUGGAAAUGAAAGUGAUAAGCUGAUUGCCAUGUGAUUGUGUACAUUUGUAUUUAGCUUGAUUUGUAGACAUUGCUUUCAUUUACCUGCAUUUCACCAAAUAGAUAAUUUUAAUACAUAAUUUAUUGUAUCGGAAAGUAUCAUAUAACAUCUAUCUGUCUCUCACGUUCUCUCUCUCUAUAUACAUAUAUAUUUAUAUACUAUUUUUGAUUUACUUAUGGAUCUGUAACAUUUGAGCUCAUAAACUAUGGAAAUAAUGGUAUGACCAAUCUUAACUUACCAAAUACAAUUUAUGUUUUUUUUAUUUAUAAAAAAAGAUAACAUUGAAUUUGUUUUAAUCAAACAAUGUGCCAAUUAAACUGUGAACAAACAAAUCUGCCACUGCGCAAACUAUUAUUUAUGCAUUUUUCGACCUUUCGACAAACAAAAAUUUGACUGCUGGUGCUUUUUUUCUUUUGCAUAAAUGCUUACGUAGUGGAGUUUUGGUUUCAAUUCUAACAAGUAGUAGUGCCUUUUAUCCCAGUUGCUACUAAUUCUAUAUCUCUAUAUUUUAUUUUAUAUAUUAUUUUGGUCCAUUAGAUUUACUCCGAAGACAUAUUCAGCUGAAUAUUUUGACUGGAGUUGUUAUCUUAGCAAUUUUUAUUUGACUAAAGAUGGGAACAUGUUAUUUCAAAAAGUUGUAAGAUUUCUUUUUGUGUAUUUAUGUAUGUUCUUGUAUUUAUUCUCUAUGUGUGUUAGUUUUAUAGAAAGAAAUAACAAUGAUUGUCAAUUGUUUUCUUGUAUCCUGGUUUUUAGUUGGGAUAUUCUGAUCUUAAUUUGAACAUAAUAUUUAUAUUCAAAUAAAUGAAGUCAAAAUGUAUUAAAAAAAAACAAUCAUGUCUAGUGUGUUUGUAUGCUGUUUGACCCUAAACUGCAUAUAAUUGGCAGGUAACAAAAAGCAUAUAAAUGUAGAGAUAAGAUAUUGAUAAGAUGUAGUAAUACAAUUUUGAGUGCUUUUAUCUCAAUUGAUAAUGCUCAAUGAGAAAUUACUAUCUUUUGUUUAGAACACGAUUUCAUAUUUAAAUUUGAAGUACCAUUUACAAAUCCUAAAAGCUAGCUUUACUAAAUAGAUUGGAAAUGAACACUUAGGGACAAUAGGGUGAAGAAUCAUUGGAGGACAGAAUGGACUAAAAAGUCUUUAUUGUUCUAAAGUAUAAUGUUAUUUUGUGUAUUCUCUUUGAGAUGUAUUAUGCUUGAAUCAUUUUUCUCAGCUGUUAAAAAUAUAAGCAUACAUUUGAUUAAGAGAAAAUAUUUCUUAAAUAAUUCAGCAAUAACAAAAAUGUAUAUUGUUGUGAUAGUACUUUAGUAUGAUUGUAGUUACAUAAUGAAACAAAACUAUUUAAAUAUGAAUCAUGAUUGUAUUUAAUUCAAUUAUAGUCUUGUGAAUGCAGGAAUAUAGACUCAAACAAAAAAGUAAAAUUUUCAUGCCAUAACUAAAAAUGCAAUAAAAAAUUUUUUUUUGUAUUUCAAACUAUUUUUUUUAACUGUUGUCCAUGUAAGGAAAAAAACAACAAAAAUACGCUGCCAGUUUGAGUUGUCAAUAUAGCUCUCUAUUUUAAUGCUGCCAAUGAAGUGAAUGCUUAUGAAGGUAUGAUAUUGUAUAAAGCUUUUGUCAGAAAAUUAUUUAUAUUUAAUUAUAUAUUAAACUGUGGUGCUAUUUAUUUUUUAUGUUUCUAACUGCCAGUAUUAUCUUACAGUAUUAUUGUAACCUAUACUUAAGACAUUUUCAAAGAAUUUAAAUAACUGCUAAAAAUGUAAGAAAUCCUUUUGGUUUUUUUUUGCUUUAGUUCACCAUUGAACCAAUCUCUUAAAAGAACAGAGAUUAGAACUUUGUUUCUAUUGUCAUGUAAACUUUGCCAUCAUGUUUUGAUUCAUUUUAUCAGCAAACAUUUGCAUUACAUUUAAAUUGAGUUUUGAUGUAUGUCAAUAACCUUCAUAGUAGAAGGUAGCAAUCUGAUUAUAAUAGCAGUCUAAAUGUAGUAGUUGUUAUUAAUUUAUUGUCUCUUAUAAUUUCUAUUACAACAUAUCAUUGGGUUCCAGUAGUGUAUAUCAAUUAGUCUGUGGUUAAACAUGAACUGAUCCAGAUGUUGAAAUAAGGAAUGUCAUGUACUUUGCAUGUUACAGUAGAACACAAUAGUACUAAGGCAUACUGAGUGACACUAUUAAAAUGAAACAUUUGUUAAA